AUGAUUAUGAAUCAAUUUAAUUAUACAUGUAAUGUUAUAAAUCAAUUUAAAAAGACAGUUUUAAAGACAGAACAAGAUUUUAUUGGAGCACCAAAUGGAAUUAUCAAUGUGAAUGAAAAUAAUUUAGAUUCUCCAACAUUACCAAAGAAUUAUCAUUUACAAUCACCAACUAAAUUACCUUAUAGUGCAUAUAUUGCUAAUCAUAAUAAUAAUAAUUCAAAUAAUAAUUCAAAUAAUACUAAUAAUUCAAAUAAUAAUAAUAAUAAUAGUUCAAAUAAUUUUAAUAUUAAUGGAGUAUCAUCACUUUCACCAAUACUAUCACCAACAUCUAUAAAUAAUACAAAUUCACCACUAUUAACUAGUGUUAAUGGAGGAAAUACCGGUAGUGGAUUAUCAGUUAAACUUAAUUUAUCAAAUAAUAAAAAAUCAACCAUUUAUAUAUUAGUAAACAUUGCAAUAUGCACUAUAAGUAAUUGUCAUGAUUCUAUCAUUAUAUUAGGACCAUGUAUUGAUUUCAUAGAGUUAUCAGAUUGUUCAAAAUUAACAAUCAUUUCAAUUACAAAAUCAAUAAGGAUAAAAUCAUCAAAUAAUAUUUCAUUAUAUAUUUGUUGUAAUCAAAAACCUAUAAUAGCUUCAGAUUGUAUUGCUAUUAAACUUGCACCAUAUAAUACACAUUAUCCAAAUUUAGAGCAACAAUUAAUUACAUCAAAACUAUCAACAACUUUAUCAAAUAAUUGUUGGAAUACACCUAUAAUUUUAAAUUCAUUUUCACCUUUAAAUUCUCCAAAUAUUACCAAUACCGAUACCAACACGAAUAAUAAUAAUAGUAAUAAUAAUAAUAAUAAUAAUAAUAAUAAAAAUAAUGGUAUUUAUUUAACUAUACCACCAAAACUACCUUUAGAACCUUUAGAUAGUAAUAGUAAUAAUAAUAAUAAUAAUAAUAAUAAUAAUAAUAAAAAUAAUGAAGAUAAUAUUGAAAAUUGUGAUAAUGAUAAUGAUAAUGAAAAUGAAAAUGAAAUUAAAGAUGAAAAAAUAAUAUCAAAUAUUUAUUCAAUAUUAGAUGCAGAAGAGUUCUUUCCAUUCACUGUACCAUUUUUAAUUAAAGGUAAAACAAAAAAUAAUCCUUGCGAAUUACCUUUAAAUUAUGUAAAAUGUUUAGCUUCAAAAACAAAUUCUGUUCAUUCAUUACAUAAAUUAAUUCAACAAACUACAAAUGAUCCAAAAACAAAAGCAACUUUAUUACAUUUAAUUGAAUCUAAAUUUCAGGAAUGGUUGGUUGAAACUGAUAAUAUAAGGCAAAUAAAUGAUUUAAUUAAUAUGAAAAGAUAA
Molecule: messenger RNA, 1329 nt
Organism: Dictyostelium discoideum AX4
Lineage: Eukaryota; Evosea; Eumycetozoa; Dictyosteliales; Dictyosteliaceae
Gene: tbccd
Product: tubulin binding cofactor C domain-containing protein
Exons: 4
Coding region: 1-1329 (442 amino acids)
Source: RefSeq, a predicted model, not a curated record